Molecule: messenger RNA, 1787 nt
Organism: Volvox carteri f. nagariensis
Lineage: Eukaryota; Viridiplantae; Chlorophyta; Chlorophyceae; Chlamydomonadales; Volvocaceae
Exons: 5
Coding region: 186-1787 (533 amino acids)
Biological process (GO): phospholipid metabolic process
Source: RefSeq, a predicted model, not a curated record
CUGCCUUAAACGCAUGCCACGCUCUUACUGUUGUGUGUCUCCUGAUCGACACCAGUUUUUGCGCGACGUAUGGAUUUAGCAUAGCCUGACAGUACCGGCGUUGACUACAUAGGCCAUGUGUGCUGUUCCAUUUCUGCGGUAAUCUUGUCGAAAGGCCAACCGCAAUACCGAGAGGUUAUUCGCAAAUGCCGCCAUACUCAAAUCUGCAGCUUCUGAAGCUGCAUUACAGAGAGUUUUUACGCAAGACAGCAGCCUACCAUCGUGGCGAUGGUGGCGACGCUUGCGCACAUACAUAUUACGUUGAACGCGCGUGGUCGGAAGCUUCAUUUGAGGAUUCCCUCACUAAGCUGUCCCAGGUUCUCUCAACAGUGGAUAUUGCAGAAUUGCGUGCAUCGUAUCAUGCGCGCAAAGAACGUGCGAAGGAGCGGCUGCGCCGAGCGUUUGAUGCUAAACUUUCGCGCCUGGGCAAUUUCCUCAACAGCGUAGACGAGUCUUCCUCCAGCAAUUCCAAGGAGGCAUUCCUUUCAUCUCCACGCGGUGUUUUACCGCAACUCCCCACGGAGGAAAGUGUAGCUUCAGUUGAGCGCCGCGACCUGGUAGCAAGCACCAGCGGCACCAGUUCAGACCUUCAGCAGCUUUACGGCACGAACGGCUUCCUGAGGCGUACUGUGCUGUACCUUCUGGGCAACGCAGCGCGCACCUACAUGACCAAUCUCAACGCAACGCGGGUGGAGGGAAUGGAAUCAAUGGCUGCAGCCCUGCAGCGACCCGCGGGUCAGGCUCUCAUCACGGUGUCCAACCACGUGGCCGCGCUGGACGAUCCGCUGGUGGUUUCAGCGCUACUGCCCGAGGGCGCCUUGGAGCGGCCGGAAAGUAUCAGGUGGACUCUCUGCGCCACCGACCGCUGCUUCCGCUACCGGGCGCUGGUGCCGCUGUUCCGCGCUGCCAAGGUGCUACCGGUGGUGCGUGGUGGCGGCAUGGCGCAGCCGGGCAUGGCAGCAGCGGAGGCGCGCCUCGCGGCCGGCGAGUGGGUGCACAUAUUUCCCGAGGGGACUCGCUCGCCGGACGGCGUGACGCUGGGCUCGGUGCGUAAGGGUGUUGGCCGGCUGGUGGCUUCGGUACCGGCAGACGCGCCGCCGCCGCUUGUCGUGCCAUUCGUGCACCGAGGCAUGGAGGACGUGAUGCCACGUGGCGCAGUGUUACCGGCUGUGGGCCAGCAGAUUGACGUCCUGGUGGGGGCGCCCAUUCCUGUUGCCGACAUUCUCUCUGCGGCACGUGCUGAGGGCUGGUCAGCGGACCGCCUGCACACGGCCGUUGCAGCACGCGUGGCGCACGGCCUCAAGGACCUGCGACGCCGACUAGACGCGCGGCGCGCGGGGCUGCCGGAUCCCGGACCCAGCCCCCCCGAGCCCCUUUCCACUUGCUCCGUUAGCAUUUUGGACCAGUUCGAUCACUCGGACCUGGCGCUGGCGGCCCGCCUGCGAGAUGAGCGCCGCCGUGGCAGUCGUGGCGGCGGCGUGUCGGCGACUUGGGAGCGACUCAAGUCCCGAAUGGCACUCCAGCAUCGAACAUGGGCGACGCAGGGCGUGGCAGCGGCGGCGGUAGCGCCGACCGCGACGCUGGCACCAGCAGCGAACGGGCCUGUUCCCGGGACUUGUUGUUCAACAAGAGCGGGGGACUCAGUUGGAGGGACGGCGGCGGGCGGGGGGGGAAGGUCCGGUGGGCUGUGGACGGGUGCGGGAGGUAGGAAAGCGGCCGACGGGUUUGACGCGCUGCACAUUGCAUAG